Linum tenue is the source of this 3543-nucleotide messenger RNA. The record is from the annotation of a GenBank genome assembly. NCBI's taxonomy places the organism in Eukaryota, Viridiplantae, Streptophyta, Magnoliopsida, Malpighiales, Linaceae.
GACGAAAGCAAAAUCAAAGCCCUCCCAUUAGAGAAAAAGAAAAAAGAAGAGCAAAAGGAAAUAAGAAAAAUAAAAAUAAAACCCAAAUCGAUCUCCCUCUCUAUGCGUUCCCUUUUCCCCUUUCGUCCUUCCUCCCUCGUUCGAAUCUCCGCCAUCACGAUCGCUCUCUCUCCUUCACCGUAGACCAAUUGUGUAAAAAGAGAAAAAAAGGAUAGGAAGAUUGUGCUGCCGAGUUUCUCUGAUCACUUCUUCUCCUUUCCGACUCCAACUGUUCCUCCAUACUCACUUUCUCUCUCUAGGGGCGGCCGGAGCCGCUGGUAAGGCAUAGGCUAGAUGACCCCGAUUCGUCCAAAGGAGUCUUGAGAUUCAAAUGCUAUUGGUCGGAGCGGGAGCUCUGUGAAAGGCUUUGGAUCUGCUGCUGGUUCGCUAUUCAAAUGGCGUCUGGCUCUGUCACAAUGGAGAUGGAGAGGUUUAUUAUAGUGUCUGAAGUUGUCCCAGAACUAUUGCCGUGUUGAACAAGUCUUUAAUGGGGUGAGGAGUGGAGUCGAAAUGGUUUUACAUCCCAAAUAUUUAAAAAGAUGGAGGAGUCUCGAGAUGAAGCAGGGCCAGCAGAGCAGGGGCCUUCUAAUGCAGCAUGGUGGGGUUCAGAUUUUAUGGAGAAGUUUGACUCUGUUUCGUUACAUUCUCAAGAAGAUACACUGAGUAAUAAAGAAUCACCUAGAAAUUAUGAAGAAGAUGACUUGUCUUCUCAAACUGCAUCACAAGUUCUUUGGAGCACUGGAAUGCUUUUAGAACCAAUUCCUAACGGUUUCUACUCUGUCACACCUGAUAAAAGACUAAAAGAGCAUUUUGAGUGCAUUCCAACCCUGGAUGAACUCCAUUCUCUUGGAAAUGAGGCUCUCAGGGCUGAUGUGAUUGUUGUAGAUUCUAAGAAAGAUAAAAAGCUGUCAAUGCUGAAGCAGUUGAUUGCUGCACUAGUGAGAGGAUUGAGUGCAAAUCCAGCUGCCAUGAUAAAGAAGAUUGCUGGGUUGGUAUCUGAUUUUUACAAAAGACCUACUGUUGACAGCCCCGCGAGAACAUCUGUGGAGGAAACUUAUCACAUGCUUGAAAAUCGAGGAGUUCAAUUGCUUGGGCAAAUAAGACAUGGUUCAUGCCGUCCUCGAGCGAUCUUGUUCAAAGUUCUGGCAGAUACUGUGGGUCUUGAGAGUAGGCUUGUUGUGGGUUUGCCAAAUGACGGAUCCGUUGAGUGUGCAGACUCAUAUAAGCACAUGUCAGUCAUUGUUGUGUUGAAUUCGGUGGAACUACUGGUAGAUCUUAUGCGAUUUCCUGGCCAGUUAAUCCCACGGUCUACCAGAGCAAUUUUUAUGACUCACAUCUCAGCAGCAGGGGAGAGUGAUUCUGCUGAAAAUGAUUCUUGCGAUUCACCACUUGAACCAAACAGUCCUCUCUAUGGUUUCCCAGAGAAAGUCGAUCCUGACAGGCUAGCAUCCAUGAUUUCCACUUUAACCUUGAAACAUGACAUUCACAGGCUAUAUAUGAAUGUGAAUCAUGCUGAAAAAGAUGACGGUCAUCAGUUCCAUCGGAAGUUAGAUGGAUCUGCAAAUGCAUCAGGCCCAUCGUUGCGGAAUAUGAUGUUGCGUUCUGCCUCAAACCUGGAUAGAAAACUUAGGCACGCAACAGUCUUUUCUUGCCCUCAUUUCCCCUCUUGUUAUGUGUUUGUUAUUGGCUACCAAGCACUACUAUUCCUAGUUCUUGUGGUUGAACUGUAUCCUCUCUGUCAUUUUCUGUUCCCGUUUUGCCUCAGUUUAUCACAUAGUGAACCCAAUAUCGCUACAGCAUUUUGGCGGCGUAGCCGGAAAAAGGUGAUAGCUGAACAGCGGACUGCUAGUUCAAGUCCAGAGCAUCCUUCAUUACGGGUACGCGGAAGGUCUAUGCUAAGUGGUGAUAGGCACUCAAUUAGAGAUUAUCCCGAGGAUGUAGCUUCCUCAAGCUACAGGUCAGAAGGAGCAUCAACAACAUUGGAGCCCCGUAGAUUAAGAAGAAGAAGCAUUAGCAUGACCCCAGAGAUUGGUGAUGAUAUUGUGAGGGCUGUGCGGGCCAUGAAUGAAACUUUGAAGCAGAACCGUCUAAUGCGGGAGCGAGGAGAUGGUACAUCCUCUACAGUUAAUUCGGUUGAGAAGGAUAACAGCUCAGAUCAUCAAAAAAAUCUGACAAAUUUUGAUCCUGAUGGUCGCAAUGAUAUAUCUAGCAGAAGGCCUAGCUUAUGUGCACUUCAGGUGGCCCACAAAAAUUCUCAGAAGGCAAUAUCAUUACCAUCCUCGCCGCAUGAAUAUAGUAGCCAAACACUAGAGAGAGUUGGACCUUCUGGCUAUUCCACGAACGAUGAAUUGGUCACGACGUGGAAUAAAGUCCUUGAGUCACAAAUGUUACAGAAUAAGCCUCUGUUACCUUAUGAUGAAUGGAAUAUUGAUUUCUCAGAAAUAACUGUUGGAACUCGUGUUGGGAUUGGGUUUUUUGGUGAAGUUUUCCGAGGCGUAUGGAAUGGGACAGAUGUUGCUAUCAAAGUUUUCUUAGAGCAAGAUCUAACAGCUGAAAACAUGGAAGACUUUUGCAAUGAAAUAUCCAUUCUUAGUCGCCUUCGUCAUCCUAAUGUUAUAUUGUUUUUGGGUGCUUGCACAAAGCCUCCCCGAUUGUCAAUGCUGACCGAGUACAUGGAAAUGGGAUCCUUGUAUUACCUAAUCCAUUUAAGUGGUCAGAAGAAGAAGCUUAGUUGGCGGAGGCGGCUUAAAAUGUUGCGUGAUAUAUGCAGGGGGUUGAUGUGCAUACAUCGGAUGAAGAUAGUUCAUCGCGAUCUCAAGAGUGCAAACUGUCUCGUAAACAAGCAUUGGACUGUCAAGAUCUGUGAUUUCGGGCUCUCAAGAAUCAUGUUGACCAAACCGGUAACGGACUCAUCGUCAGCAGGAACCCCUGAAUGGAUGGCUCCUGAACUCAUCCGCAGCGAACCUUUCACUGAGAAAUGUGACAUUUUCAGCUUAGGAGUCAUAAUGUGGGAGCUCUGCACUCUCAAUAGACCGUGGGAAGGAAUACCACCUGAAAGAGUUGUUUAUGCUGUUGCUAACGAGGGAUCCCGAUUGGAGAUUCCGGAAGGUCCGCUGGGAAGGUUGAUUUCAGACUGCUGGGCCGAAGCGCAUCAGCGACCAAGCUGCGAAGAAAUCCUAUCUCGGUUGCUUGAUUGCGAGUAUUCCCUUUGCUGAUACCAAAAAGAAAACAAGAGGAAACAACAAAAGACUACCUUUUUCUUGUGUACAGAAAACAGGACUAAGUUCAACAAGGUAGAGUGUGGACAUUGUUCUCCCCCGGCUGUUCAAGUUGUAAAACAUUUCGUACUUUUGUUUUUCGAAGCACUUCAAAGUCGUACUAGAAGGAGGCCUUCCAAUUUUCCGUGUUAUGCAGUAGAAAUUACAACGCUGAAUUGUCUCUCUUCCGUUCCUCCCUAUCUUCCUCGAACAUAAAAUGAGAGUUUGUUCAUAUUCUUGAUGCUAC